Molecule: messenger RNA, 1587 nt
Organism: Gaeumannomyces tritici R3-111a-1
Lineage: Eukaryota; Fungi; Ascomycota; Sordariomycetes; Magnaporthales; Magnaporthaceae
Product: carboxylic acid transporter
Exons: 2
Coding region: 1-1587 (528 amino acids)
Biological process (GO): carboxylic acid transport; transmembrane transport
Cellular component (GO): plasma membrane
Molecular function (GO): carboxylic acid transmembrane transporter activity
Source: RefSeq, a predicted model, not a curated record
AUGUCCGCCGAGGCUACCAUCCGCCCGGCCGAGCCCGUGGCCAAGGGCGUGCUGGCGACGGCGCGGCAGGCAUGGGGCGACCUGUGGAAGUGGGACCAGCGCGUCGAGGUGGUCAACGAGUACGGCGAGAAGCGCACCGAGUGGCACACGCCGCCACCGCUCAAGAACCCCAUCAGCCUCAUGGCCCAGCUGUCGGCCAAGGACUGGCUCUUCUUCAUCGUCGGCUUCUCGGCCUGGACGGCCGACGCCUUCGACUUCCACGCCCUGUCCAUCCAGACGGUCAAGCUGUCAAAGUACUACCAGACCUCCAAGACCGACAUCACCACCGCCAUCACUCUUACUCUUCUGCUGCGCUCCGUCGGCGCCGCCUUCUUCGGCCUGGCCGGCGACAAGUACGGCCGCAAGUGGCCCAUGGUCGUCAACAUGAUUGUGCUCGGCCUGCUGCAGAUUGCCACCAUCUACUGCCGCACCUUUAACGAGUUCCUGGCGGUGCGCGCCUUGUUUGGCCUCUUUAUGGGCGGAGUCUACGGAAACGCCAUCGCCAUGGCCCUCGAAAACAGCCCCGUCGACGCCCGCGGCCUCAUGUCGGGCAUCCUGCAGCAGGGCUACUCGUUCGGCUACGUGUGCGCGGCCUGCGCCAACCUGGGCGUGGGCGGCGACAUCGAUUCGUGGAAGACGGUCUUUUGGAUUGCCGCCGGCAUCUCCAUCUUCGUCGGCCUGGUCCGCUGCCUCUUCCCCGAGUCGCCGCAGUUCAUCGAGGCGCGCAAGGCCGGUAAGAACAAGGCCAACCCGUCGGCCUUUUGGAAGGAGACCAAGGUCAUGCUGGCGCAGGAGUGGAAGUUGUGCCUGUACUGCAUCAUCCUCAUGACGUGGUUCAACUACUACAGCCACACGAGCCAGGACAGCUACACCACCUUUAUGCUGUCCGAGAAGCAGCUCGACAACUCGGGCGCGUCGCGCGCCUCCAUCCUCAUGAAGGCCGGCGCCUGCGUCGGCGGCACCAUGAUCGGCUACGUGUCGCAGUGGCUGGGCCGCCGCCGCGCCAUCAUCCUGUCCGCCGUCGUCAGCGCCUGCCUGAUCCCGGCCUGGAUCAUGCCCACCGACGAGCGCAGCCUGUCGGCCUCGGGCUUCUUCAUGCAGUUCUUCGUCCAGGGCGCGUGGGGCGUCAUCCCCAUCCACCUCAACGAGCUGUCGCCCCCGGCCUUCCGCUCGUCCUUCCCGGGCAUCACGUACCAGCUCGGCAACAUGAUCUCGUCGCCCUCGGCCCAGAUCGUCAACGCCAUCGCCGAGAACACCUUUAUCCGCAACCACGCCGGCAAGAUGGUCGAGGCCUACGGCCCCACCAUGGGCAUCGCCACCGCCAUCAUCGCUGUGGGCAUCGCCGUCACCACCGCCUUUGGCCCCGAGAAGCGCGGCCGCCAGUUCGAGAAGGCCCUGCCCGCCGGCCACGCCGCCGGCGCCGGCGCCGGCGCCGCUGCCGACUCCAAGGUCGUCGAGGAUGACCUCGAGGCCGGCCACGGCAGCACCUCGGACAGCGCCGCCGAGAAGAUGAACGAAGCCGGCGGCGCCCACGUCGAGAAGGCCUAG